AGAACAUGAAAUUAUUGAUGUUUGAGCUUGCCCUGGUGGGCGCUGUUUUGGCCAGACCUGGAUAUGAUGGAGGAUUAAAGACAGAGGUAGAGUUUGUCGGUCAGAAAGGAUAUGGCGAACCCAAUCCCCAGGUCAGUGUGGAAGGAUAUUCCGGCGGAAGAGGAGGAUACGGCGGAGGAAGUAUUCCUAAAAUACAACGAGGAUACAAUCAGGGCGUACAGAGCCCCCCAUUAGGUUUGGGAGGCUAUUCCGGCGGACAAGGAGAAUACGGAGGAGGAAUCGGUCCUAAAAUACAAGGAGAAUAUGGUCAGGGCAUACCGAACUCCCAAGCUAGUUUGAGAGGCUAUUCCGGCGGACAAGGAGGGUACGGAGGAGGGAUCGGUCCUAAAAUACAAGGAGAAUAUGGUCAGGGCAUACCGAACUUCCAAGCUAGUUUGAGAGGCUAUUCCGGCAGACAAGGAGGAUACGGAGGAGGGAUCGGUCCUAAAAUACCGGGAGAAUAUGGUGAGCGCAUACCGAACCCCCAAGUUAGUUUGGGAGGACAAGGGGAAUACGGAGGCGGUCGGGACGGACAGAACACCGAAAUUGCUUUGGGAGGAUAUUCCGGCGGACAAGGAGGAUACGGAGGAGGCAUCGGUCCUAAAAUACAAGGAGAACAACUUGGAGAACCCGAACUUGAACAUGUCCCAUGUCAUAAUCACGGGCAUCAUGGAGGAUACGGGCAUCAAGGACAUCACGAGCAUCACGAACAUCAUAGAGGUUACUAAAUCGCUCUUUUUCAACAUAAAAAAACAUAAAGAAUAAAAGUCAAAAUUAUCGUUUCCCUAUUAACUGAACACUAUAAUCUUGUUACAUAUUAUGUAUAGGAGAGGUUUGAACUCAAAGUAAGGGUGAGAGGGUUAAAACAGUCAUCCAAAGUCUCCAUGCAAACAUAUACAUAACAAAUCAUAUUGACAUCGACUCGGAAGGUGAUGAUGAUACGGAUCAAGAAUAUUUAUGCUUUAUGGGGUUAAAGGUCUCCUGCAUCGCAAUUACAGCAUCCUCGGCAAGGGUUCACAAAAACAGAGAAAUAAUCUAGGCUUAAACAUCGAACUUUACUUUUAUCUGCCCUUAUCUAUAAACGGCAACACCAGACAUAACAAAUCCUAUCGGGUUUCAAACGUGCCGCGUAUAAAAGUGCACAAUCAUUCAUGUGAACUACAAAUUAUUAUUCAAAAACAAAAACACUUGCCUAAUUUGUGCUUCCUAUUUCUGUGAUUAAGAUUUUGUUUUCAAAUAAACGCUAUUGUGUGCGCUAUCAAACUUGUGGGUUUUUUACAGGGAAACUAUUGUUUAAUGGGAGUAUGAUUAGGAGUAGUUAAUUAGUUAAUUAAACUGCUCAAGUUUAAUUUGA
Molecule: messenger RNA, 1393 nt
Organism: Drosophila ficusphila
Lineage: Eukaryota; Metazoa; Arthropoda; Insecta; Diptera; Drosophilidae
Exons: 2
Coding region: 502-804 (100 amino acids)
Source: RefSeq, a predicted model, not a curated record